This is a messenger RNA of Mobula hypostoma (lesser devil ray), 2747 nucleotides long. Its product is annotated as alpha-tectorin-like. The coding region runs from base 247 to 2586 and encodes 779 amino acids. Lineage: Eukaryota; Metazoa; Chordata; Chondrichthyes; Myliobatiformes; Myliobatidae. The transcript has 12 exons. The record is from RefSeq and is a predicted model, not a curated record.
GGUGAGACUCGUCCGUCUCCUGGUCUACGGAACUGAAGUUAUCAUGCUCAAGGGGACUGCCGACUACGUCCUGGUGAACGGGACCCGCAGUUCCGUCCCGGUCUUCCUCGAGGACGGCCGACUCCAAGUCCGGACCGCCGGAUUCACUAUGAGGGCGACCGCGGACUCGGACUGACCGUGACCGACGAUGGCUCCCACCGCGCAUCGAUCACCCUGCCCGGAUCCUAUCACGGAGCAGUCUGUGGGAUGUGCGGGAACAUGAACGGGGACCCCUCCGACGACAUGCGCACCCGCAGCGGGAACCUUACGACCUCGCUGGGGAUAUUCGGGGCCAGUUGGAGGGCGGACGGCGGUAGCGGAGGGGACGUAUGCCGGGACUCCUGCACCGGCAGGUGCGGAGUCUGCCCCGAGGCGGAGCGCUACUCCUUGCCGUCCUCCUGCGGUCUCCUCCGAGACCAGGCCGGCCCCUUCCGACUCUGCCAUGCCGCUAUCAACCCUCAGGAUUUCGAGCAGAGCUGCGUCUAUGACCUAUGCGCCACCGGCGGCCUGGAGGCCUCCCUCUGCCAGGCUCUCUCCAGCUAUGCCGAGGCUUGCCGCUCAGUCGGGAUGAGGCCAGAGCCCUGGAGGACCGAGACAUUCUGCGGCAUCCGGUGUCCGGCCAACAGUCACUAUGAGGCGUGUGGGAAUGAGUGCGGCCGGGAUUGUGUCUUCAGUUCCCUCGCUUUGCACUGCAACGAGUCGUGCUCGGUAGGGUGUUUCUGUGAUCCGGGCUACUUCCGCGACGGGAGCGAAUGCGUCCUCCCGGAUCACUGCGGCUGUUUACAUCACGGUGUCUACAUGAAGUUGGGAGAGCGAAGCGUGUCUCCAGAGUGUGCGGAGGUGUGCCAGUGCUCGCAGGGAAGAAGGGUCCAGUGCGUCCCCUUGGGCUGCGGGGCCGGGGAGGUGUGCACCAUCCGCGGGGGCAGGAGGGGCUGCUUCACCGCCCAGGCCCUCUGCACUGUCACAGGCGGAGGGGCUCACCUCCUCACCUUCGACGGCCGACCGGACCGCCUCCGGGGUUACUGCACAUACACGCUGGCCGAGGUCUGCUGCAAUUCCUCCGCCCCCUGGUUUCGAGUGACGGCGGAGAAGUGGCAGGAGGGCGAGAUGGCAGAGGGUGUCACCCGUGUCAGGUUCCAGCUGGUGGGCGCCGACUUUGUACUUGAGAGGGGAAGGCCGCCGACGAUGAACGGGGCACUCAUCUCUCUCCCCUUCACCAGCCCCUCUGUCGCCAACGUAUCCUUUGUGGCUCGUGAUGUCAUAUCAGUCACAGCGUCCCAGCUGGAAGUGCGUUUCGACGGGGAGGGGACCAUCUUUGUGAAGGUGGGGCCGUCCUACGCCGGCCUCCUGCGUGGGAUGUGUGGCAAUUGGAAUGACGAUCCUUCUGACGACGAUCUGGAGCCUUCCAGAAAUGGCAGCGAACCCAGCUAUCUCUGGGGAAUCACCAACAGCUCUCAGAGAUGUGAAGAUAACUCCAACGUGACCGAACUUGAGUGUCCCCAGUCUCCCUCUUUUGAGUCCCUGUGCUCCAUCAUCCUCGACAUCGCCGGACCCUUCGCUGCCUGUCACCGUCGUCUGGACCCUGAGAACUUUUACAAGUCCUGUGUGCACGACCUGUGCCUCCAUGGCACGAAUGGUACACGGCUUUGCAGAGCCAUCACCACUUACGAGAAAGGAUGCAUCCUCGAGGGGGUGCAUAUUCCCGCCUGGCGCAAUCCCAGAAUUUGCCCGAUAACCAAUCCAUGCAGAGAUCAGGAAUGCACGGCUGAAGAGUGGUGUGGAGAGCGAGGAGGCAAAUACGGCUGCUUCUGUAAUACGACAACCAAUAUCGCCAAUCACCGCAUUUACGACUACAAGCUAACCUGCAGUGGCUCCAACAGCAGCAUUUCAUUCGCAUGCUGCCUUUUAUUCAGCGAUGGGUGGGUGGCUCAAUCUCUUCACCUGAAUGAUCCCAACUGCAAGGCCAGUCUCAGAGACGGGAGGAUUAUGUUCACUUUCAACAGCCAUCAAAGAUCCUGCGGCUCGAAGUUCCAGGUAAAUAGAACACACUUUAUACAUUCCAACACUGUCCACGGAUAUAAUGGUGCAGAAAAUAGAAUUGUUGUAAGGAACCGGACACUGUCCAUUGAAUUCUCCUGCACAUUCCCGCUGACAAUUACUCUGUCCCUGCUUUUGGGGAGCAUCGUGAAGAGGUGCCCGAAUUCUCUCAGUGAGGUGGUGAUUGAAGAAAGCGGCGUCUCCCCCAUUUGCCGAUUCGAAUUCUCAGCUUUUAAGUUUCAGGGCGAGGUGAAUGAUGUCUAUGUGCAUUGUCAAAUUCAGCUGUGCAAUUUCCGAACGACCCAGUGCUCACUGAAUUGUCCACUCCAAAGAAUCGCUAGGAAUGCUGGAGGCACCAACCAGACAAGAACUUUCAGCAUUGGCCCACACAAAAGGGGAGGUACUGCAGGAUUCAUGCUCGAUGGCAACCAUGCAAUCUCAAGCUCUCCGCUGACGUCUGGCUGCCUUUUCCUCACCUGCCUGUUCCUUCAAGAUAUUCUACAAAUUUGAGGGCCCAUUUUCAGUUUUGUCAUCCACUGUUAAGUCAGUCUCGAUCGAUAAAACAAUCGGACCCUUUUGCAUUCUCUCCCCUAUUGAUAGGAUCUUGUGUGUGGUUUCGGUGUCGUGACCUUUUCAGUCUCUGAUGCUCCUUUCUGAAUAAAUUUUCCUCA